UGAUUUAGGAUUAUGUAAACCUGUAAAUUAUUUUCAGUUAUCUACUAAAAAAAAUGAAAUAUAUGGAGUUUUACCAUUUGUAGCACCUGAAGUUUUAAGAAAUCAACCUUAUACUUUAGCUAGUGAUAUAUAUAGUUUUUCUAUGAUUAUGUGGGAAUUAAUAUCUGGUAUUCCUCCAUUUAAUGAUGAAGCACAUAAUGAGCAACUUGCUUUUAGAAUUUGUAAUGGUGAACAUCCUAAAAUUAUUGAAAAUAUUCCAAUAUGUUAUAUAAGUUUGAUGGAAAGUUGUUGGAAUAUAAAUCCAUUAAAAAGGCCAACUGCAUUAGAAAUUAAAUCUAUUAUUAGAAAUUG
Molecule: messenger RNA, 351 nt
Organism: Funneliformis geosporum
Lineage: Eukaryota; Fungi; Glomeromycota; Glomeromycetes; Glomerales; Glomeraceae
Source: the annotation of a GenBank genome assembly